Molecule: messenger RNA, 1469 nt
Organism: Arabidopsis thaliana (thale cress)
Lineage: Eukaryota; Viridiplantae; Streptophyta; Magnoliopsida; Brassicales; Brassicaceae
Gene: CBL1
Product: calcineurin B-like protein 1
Exons: 8
Coding region: 381-1139 (252 amino acids)
Biological process (GO): calcium-mediated signaling
Cellular component (GO): plasma membrane
Molecular function (GO): kinase binding; calcium ion binding
Source: RefSeq, marked reviewed
GAUUCUAUUAACUUCCAAAACUGACUCGUCUCACACGCGCUUACUAUGAUUCACACGUGCGAAUAUGCCAUCAUAUAAGCGCUACUAAAAUUCAUUCCAAAGGAAAAAGAAAAAUAAAUAAUCGAUCUCAACCGUCCGAUCAUCCAUCUUGCCAUCACCGUUCACCAAUCUUCUUCGUCUCCUCUCUCUUUCUCUCUUUUUGCUGUUUCUAGCUCCUCUCUCUCUGGAUCUCGCCGGCGAACCGUUUCUCUUGGGUGUAAACAGUAGCAAUCAAGCUAUAGAAUCUCAGAUAUCGCUGAAUUAGCUGUUGGAUUUUAUCCGCCUUUUCUUCGUUAUCCGGGGCUCGGGUAUAAGGUUUCAUCGUCUUAUUUCAUCUGUAAAUGGGCUGCUUCCACUCAAAGGCAGCAAAAGAAUUUCGAGGACACGAAGACCCUGUUAAGCUUGCCUCUGAGACAGCUUUUAGUGUGAGUGAGGUUGAAGCAUUAUUUGAGCUAUUCAAGAGCAUAAGCAGUUCGGUUGUUGAUGAUGGUCUGAUUAACAAGGAGGAGUUUCAACUUGCUUUGUUCAAAAGCCGGAAGAGGGAGAAUAUAUUUGCUAAUAGGAUAUUUGAUAUGUUUGAUGUUAAACGAAAAGGAGUCAUCGAUUUCGGGGACUUUGUAAGAUCACUCAAUGUUUUCCACCCCAAUGCUUCUCUAGAAGACAAAAUAGAUUUUACGUUUAGGCUUUACGACAUGGACUGCACGGGUUACAUUGAACGACAAGAGGUCAAGCAAAUGUUGAUCGCGCUUCUCUGCGAAUCUGAAAUGAAACUGGCUGAUGAAACCAUAGAGAUAAUACUCGAUAAGACAUUUGAAGAUGCAGACGUGAAUCAAGAUGGAAAAAUUGAUAAAUUAGAGUGGAGUGAUUUCGUAAACAAAAAUCCAUCAUUGCUUAAGAUCAUGACUCUUCCAUAUCUCAGGUAUAUUACAAAUUGCCUUUUAUGGAAACCAAAGAAAACUGAAAAAUGCCAAAUGAAAUGUCAUAUUAACUUGUACAUAAACAAUGCAGGGAUAUUACGACAACGUUUCCGAGUUUUGUCUUCCAUUCGGAGGUCGAUGAGAUUGCCACAUGAAGAAACAAACUGGUUUAAGACCGAGUAGAUUGCCACGAGUUGGAAGAACAAGUCUGAGCUAAUCGGUGUAAUCAACAUCUGUUUGUAAACAGUAGUAGAGCAUAUUCUCUUGAAAUUGUUUGGGUUACUUUUUUCUUCUCACAACAGUUUAAAAUUUUGGGUUUUUAGCUUACAAAAAAAAAAAAAGAAGAAGCGCGUAAUCACCAAUCCUUCACUUCAUAUAGUUAGGAAAUGUUAAUGAGUUUGUACAUAUUACAUCAUACGUUUGUUGUAAUUGUUUUUUUUCAAGUAAAAAAGUAAAGAUUUGUUACGUUUACUCGGGGUUCUAAUUGUUCCAAUGGAAUCUUAUACUGCAAAA